Colletotrichum karsti is the source of this 1581-nucleotide messenger RNA. RefSeq lists its product as uncharacterized. The record is from RefSeq and is a predicted model, not a curated record. The transcript is spliced from 3 exons. Gene Ontology annotation, molecular function: palmitoyltransferase activity. The coding region runs from base 1 to 1581 and encodes 526 amino acids. NCBI's taxonomy places the organism in Eukaryota, Fungi, Ascomycota, Sordariomycetes, Glomerellales, Glomerellaceae.
AUGUCUCGUCGCUGGGCGCGAAAGCUAGAGCGCUGCUGCUGCACCUUCGCGACCUAUAUUCCCCUAAUCUUCGUCUAUGGCUUGACCACCUGGGCCGUCUGGGUCGAUGUCACCAUUGGGUCCGCGCCCUCCAAAGCCACUUGGCUCGGCACCGGGUCUUCCGCCGUCGCCGUCCUCCUCCAUGGCCUGCUUAACUGGUCUUACACAACCGCCGUCUUCACGAACCCCGGUAGCACGACGAACGACAAUGGCUACAGUACUCUCCCGACCGAGGCGCCCCCGGCCGCCACCUCUUUCACAGUCAAGUCGAACGGCGAGAUACGAUUCUGCAAGAAGUGCCAGGCGAGGAAGCCGGACCGCGCUCACCACUGCUCUACGUGCCGCAGAUGUGUGCUGAAGAUGGACCACCAUUGCCCCUGGUUGGCGACCUGCAUUGGUUUGAAGAACCACAAGGCGUUCCUGCUGUUUCUCAUCUACACGACGUUGUUCUGCUUCUACAGCUUCUUCGUUGCGGGAAGCUGGGUGUAUAUGGAGGUCAUCAACAACACAACAUAUGUGGAGACGCUCAUGCCCAUUAACUUUGUCAUACUCAGCGUGAUGGCCGGUAUCAUCGGCAUCGUGGUCGGCGCGUUCACUGGGUGGCAUAUCAUGCUAGCCAGCCGCGGCCAGACCACCAUUGAAUGCUUGGAGAAGACGCGCUACCUCUCACCUCUCAAGAAGUCCAUGCAGAGCCAGUUUGUCGCUCAGCACAGCGGCGACGGCAUCCCUCUGCCAGCUUACGGCCAGCAACUCCUCGAUAUCCACGCGAACGCAUUACCCGGUAUCACACGACCCGAAGAAGGCGAAGAAUUUCGUGGGCACCCGGGCGCCUCGAGACCGGCAUACCAAAACUACGAAGAAAUGGAACGCGAGCGAGCGAAGAAGCGUUACGAAGAGUACCUCGACGAGCAAGACUCUGAAAAGCUCCCGAACGCUUUCGAUCUUGGCGCGAAGCGCAACCUGUUACAUCUGUUCGGGCCCAAGCCCCUCUUCUGGUUCGUCCCUGUGUGCAAUACCACCGGCGACGGCUGGUCGUGGGAGCCCAGCCCUAAGUGGGUUGCUGCGCGCGAGCGCCUGGCCAGAGAGCGGGAGGAGCAACGAGCCCGCGAGAUGAACGCCGGAUGGGGCAGUGAUGAACCACCGCCAUCCUUUGUGCGUCCACCUCCCACGAAACCCGACGGCGCCGGCCGCCACUACCUGACCUCGCCGCCCUCUCCCCCGGCGGCAAACAGCAGUAUCGACGGGUCUAAGAGGCCCUCCAAGGCCGACCGGGUCCUAGGGCGUGAUCCCAACUUGUACGCGGACGGGUUUCAAGAGUCGAUGCCGAUGCGCAAGCUGAGCCCGCGCGGCACGGCGCUGGAGGAGGAGCUGACGGACAGCGACAUGGACCUGGAUGACGCCACGGCGGCGGAGCACCGCGCCAUGAACCUCGUCACUAACGGCGGAUGGGGCCGGAGCGGUGCAAGCGGAUUACUGAGGAAGAGCAGUCCCACAUCUCCGUCCUUCAGGAACUCGCCGUCCAACGACGACACCGUCGACUGA